Dovyalis caffra is the source of this 1041-nucleotide messenger RNA. The record is from the annotation of a GenBank genome assembly. Lineage: Eukaryota; Viridiplantae; Streptophyta; Magnoliopsida; Malpighiales; Salicaceae.
AUGGGUUCUACUUCUGGCAACCAAAAUCCUUGGGCACCAUAUAGUAACUAUAAGGAUUGUUCACAAGGAAUUUGUAGCGUCUAUUGUCCACAAUGGUGUUACAUCAUUUUCCCUCCUCCACCUCCUUUUAAUCUUGGUGACGAUGAUUCUAAUACUGAUUUCUCUCCUCUUAUUAUAGCAGUUAUCGGCAUCCUGGCAAGUGCUUUCAUCUUGGUAACUUACUAUACUCUCAUUUCUAAGUAUUGUAAGCGGCGAGGCCAUGGAGAUGGUGCUAUUGAAUUGAAUGAAAAUCAAGAUCAAAUGCCUAAUGAAGCAUGGCAAGGUGUCCCAGCUGGUGGAUUAGAUGAGGCACUUAUAAAGUCUAUCACUAUAUGCAAGUACAAGAAAGGUGAUGGUUUCGUUGAAGGCACAGAUUGCUCAGUUUGUCUCAGUGAAUUUCAAGAAAAUGAAAGCUUAAGGCUUUUGCCGAAGUGUAGCCAUGCAUUUCAUCUCCCUUGCAUUGAUACAUGGCUCAAAUCUCAUGCAAGUUGUCCUCUAUGCCGUGCCAAUAUUGCUCCCACUAAUAUUUUGCCUAGUCAAAUGCCAGCACCUGCUGUGCCAGUCCAAGAAAAUCAGCCAAGUAAUACUAAUGAAUACCAACAUAGGACUAAUGAUGCUGUCUUAGUGAUUCAAGAUUUAGAAGGGAGUGUUCGGCAAGGGGGUGUUGUUAGUCUUGUUAUCGGUGGUGAUACACCCAAGACUCCAGUUAAUCAAGAUCUUGAAAGUAGGCAGAAUGCUAUGGAAUUAGAAAGCAAUCUGAUCCAACCAAUUAGAAGGUCAGUUUCAUUGAAUUUUUCACUAUCUCAAAACCAGAUUUCUAUUUCUGAUAUAUUAGGCAUUAGUGAAGAUGAUGAUGAGGAUAGUGAUGAUUACCAGAAAAAUGGAGGAGGUGGGAUCUUGAAUUUAGUUAGUAGUCCCUUUGGAAUGAAGAGAUCUAUUUCUACAGGAAGAUUUAUGUUCACAAGGUAUGAGAAAGGUAGGAGUUCUAUGAUUCCCAGUUGA